UCGAAGAUGUGUUUUAAGUUUACAAAAUUGCUCUACCAUUGUUGAUAUUCCAAAACUAUUUUAAUAUCUUAACAUUGUGUUGCAACAUCAUGGCCGACAAGAUGGAAACAACUCCAAAUCCAUCAGUCAAUGCAGAAAUGCCACCACCUCAGUCUAAGGAGGUUAUAAGAAAUGACAAAGCUGUUGUGGAGAUUCUGGAUUCUGACUCUGAAAGUGAUGAUCCUGUGUAUAAAUUUAGAUUUGACAUUGAGGAUCUGAUAGCAUCCACACUGAAUGAGUUUGGGGACCCAGAGAGAAAUGAAGAUUCACCAAAAAUGACACAAACUCUAAAUGAUCUUAGUGGACAGAUAAGAGGGAUUGAAAGAAAACAGAAAGAAAUUGAAAAGAUUUUUAGUAAUUGUGAAGAAAGGUUGAGAAUUUAUCAGCAAGAGCUGGAGGAAGCAGAUAAAGAAGAAAUAAGUGAUGAAGAAUCAAGCAUGAGGUUGAAAGAAGUAGCAGCUGAAAUGGAGGCAAAAGAAGCAGCAGAAGCCAAUGCCAAGAAUGAAGAAACCGACUCGGAUGAUGAUGUCCAAAUCAUUGCUUCAUCUUUUGAUCCUGAAGUUUCAGCAAAAAAUCAAAGACUCCAGGUUUUGAAGAUUCCACCCCAGCAGAAAAGUUCCUCACCAUCCUUGGCUAAUCUGAGACAGGCUUUGACAGGAGCUAUAAAUGAUUCAAUCAAUCAACAACAACAGAGCACCACACAACAGCCUUCAUCAAAUAAGAGCACCACAGUACUGUCCAGUGCUCAAACUAAGAUGGCAUAUCUUCAAAUGGCAAUGAACAUUAAAGAGGGAAGCAAGGUGCUUGGCAAAAAAUACAAUGAUAUUUGGUACAAGGGUACUGUAGUGGAUGUGACAGUGGCAAAGGAUUUAGCUUAUAAUUUUUAUACAGUGAAGUUCGAUGGCAAGGGAAGAAAGUCCCUGCCAGCUCUGAAUAUUGCCUUCAAGGAUUCACUGAGUAAGCCGGUGUCCGUCGGAACCAGGGUGGUUGCUCUGUACAAAGAUGAAGAGUCUUUAGCUUCAUUUUAUGCUGGCAUUGUGGCUGAGACCCCAAACCAAAGAAAUGCUUACAGGUAUUUAAUUUUCUUUGAUGAUGGAUAUGCCCAGUAUUCCAGGUCUGAGGAUAUUCAUAAAGUAUUGGCUCAGAGUGCAAAUGUUUGGGAGGAUAUUCAUCAAGAUUCUCAGGAAUUCAUCAAAGAUUAUCUUAAACAGUACCCAGAGAGACCCAUGGUCCGACUGAACAAGGGUCAAACAGUGAGGACAGAAUGGAAUGGAAAAUGGUGGACUGCAAAAGUUGAGGAGGUUGAUUCAAGUCUGGCCAAGAUGUAUUUUCUGGCAGAUAAAAGGAUUGAAUGGAUAUACAGGGGAUCCACUCGCCUGGAACCUCUUUUCACUGCUCUGUCCAAUGCAAACAAGGCCACUGGUAAAAUGAGACGAACAAAUAUGCCUUCUAAUAAGAAACAUGUAGUAGAGUAUACACGAGGAAAUUCGGAAGAGGGAAACUCCCAGGGACCAUCUCAAGUAUUAAAGAUAGCAAAGACACAGAGCAGUCCAUCACCAACUCCUCUACCUGUGACAAAGACCCCCACCUCCAGUCCUCUAGCCCCAGGAAAAAAGCGGUCAGUGGCCAGGAAAAGCACCACAGGAUCCAGCCAAUCAAAUCAGUCCAUUCAGUCAAAGCAGCCGUCCAGUGUCCCCAGUCAGGAGACAGGGGGUGAAACUCAGAACACGAAGUGGGAGGGGCCGUGGCUGAAGUUAAAUAAACGUCACUCAGCUAGUUCCUCAAGCGGAGGAGAAAAAAAGUCUAGAGAGAUGUACUCUGCAAGCAGUAUUAGCAGUAACAAGACAGGUACAGAUAUGGCCAGUGUUCUACAAGAAAGGUUGUCAAAGGUGACCAAAGAUGAAAUUCCAGAUGAAGAGUCCCUUGGAGAGAGACUGGAAUCUGCCAUCCUUGUUAAAGACCAACUCAGAAAAGUUUUUACCAAUCAUGAGUGCGGACCAAACUGUCUCACAGAGGAUGAUCCACAGAAGUACAAGGGAACUAACCCUCUCCUGAUUCCCCUGCUGUGUGGCUGGGAAAGACAUGUAUGUAAAAUAAAGCCUGCCUACAAGAGAAUUGUGGUGUACAGAGCCCCUUGUGCCAGGAGAAUUCGCAAUAUGAAUGAAGUUGAGCAGUUCUUGGCAGUAACUGAUAGCAAUCUAACUAUUGAUCUCUUCUGUUUUGACCCACAACUCCACGUCCAUAAAGAGUUUGUACCAGUCAAGACAUUCUGUGACAUUAAGGACUUGUCAUACGGUAAGGAGAAUGUUCCUAUUUCCUGUGUGAAUGCUAUAGACAGAUUGUACCCUGACUAUGUAGAGUAUUCCAAUGUCCGUAUCCCAAUGAAAGGAGUUAAGCUUAAUUUGGACCCAGAAUUUUUAGUAGGCUGUGACUGCACGGACAACUGUAGGGACAAGUCUAAGUGUGCUUGUCAGCAAAUGACUGUGGAAUCCACAACAGUAGCAGGGGGUAAAAUUAAUCCAGAGGCUGGCUAUGAAAAUAGGAGGCUCCAAGAACCUAUAGUGACAGGAAUUUAUGAGUGUAAUUCCAAGUGUAAAUGUGACUGCCGCUGUAUCAAUCGUGUGGCACAGAAUCCACUCACCGUCAGACUGCAGGUGUUCAAGACAGAGAAAAGAGGCUGGGGCUUGAGGUGUUUAGAUGACAUUCCAGCUGGAGGAUUUAUCUGUAUCUACGCUGGGCAACUACUGACAGAGCAAGGGGCUAAUACAGAUGGUCAGCAGUAUGGGGAUGAGUAUCUGGCUGAGCUGGACUAUAUGGAGGUAGUGGAGGGGUGUAAGGAGGGGUAUGAGAGUAAUGUAGACCAGGACGAGGGACUGGGGGACAAUAGUGAGGAGGAGGAAGAGGAGGAGGAGGAGGAAGAAGAAGAGGAAGAGAGUGAGGAAGAACACAAUGAGAGUGAUUCAGACAGUGAUUAUGAGGGUAAAAUUAGAAGUUCUUCUGAUUCACAGGAUAACCCCCAUCACACAAGGGAAAUGAGGAACUUGAGAACAAGGACAAGAAAACAGGGAGGAAGUACAGACACCAAGGAGGGAACCAGGAAAGAGCCAUGUAAACUGGUGCUCAGACGAGACUCAUCUAGGUCUACAGAUCAAGAAGAAUGGUCUGUCAAGCUUGGAGCCCCUUCUUCAGGGAACAAUUCCCUCUUGAAUAACGAGGUAAUCCUAAUUAACGAUGAUGAGGAUGAGGAAGAUGAUACGGUUCAGACAACACCCAGUGGAUCAAAGAUGGAGAAGUUUGCGUCCAAUGAUUCUGUGGACACUGACUCACUACCUGAUCUCGACGGGGACACACCCACUCAAAAAUCUCAGAAAAACGAGGCAGCUCCAGAAAAAAGAGUCUCAGAUCAGAAUCAUCCACAUGUAACUCAAACAUUCACAGCUCGUAGGAGCACUACCUCACGUUUCAAGAACCUGCCUGAUCCCAAACGCAAACACACAGCAGAAGGACAAAAAGAUAGUGAAGGAAUAGAUGAAGAGCCUGUGCACAGAGCAACUAGAAAUUAUUACCAGGAUGGACAGGCCUGCUACAUUAUGGAUGCCAAAUCUCAGGGAAAUAUUGGGAGAUAUCUUAAUCAUAGUUGUAACCCCAAUGUCUUUGUACAAAAUGUGUUUGUGGAUACACACGAUCUCAGAUUUCCUUGGGUAGCAUUUUUCACUUUACAAUAUGUUCGAGCUGGGACAGAAUUGACCUGGGACUAUAAUUACGAAGUUGGCAGUGUGCCAGGAAAGGUUCUUUACUGCUACUGCGGGUCCUCAGAGUGUAGGGGCAGACUACUCUGACACAUCGUCAAACUUUACAUGUUUAUUUAGUCAUUUGUACAUCUACAUUUUUUUCAUUAUAUAUUGGUGUACAUGUAUGUUGCAAAAUAUACUUAAAAAAAAAAUAAAUAAAAAUUUUAGUUUUU
Saccostrea echinata is the source of this 4003-nucleotide messenger RNA. Its product is annotated as histone-lysine N-methyltransferase SETDB1-like. Gene Ontology annotation, biological process: negative regulation of gene expression; heterochromatin organization. The record is from RefSeq and is a predicted model, not a curated record. Gene Ontology annotation, cellular component: nucleus. NCBI's taxonomy places the organism in Eukaryota, Metazoa, Mollusca, Bivalvia, Ostreida, Ostreidae. The transcript has 35 exons. Gene Ontology annotation, molecular function: zinc ion binding; histone H3K9 methyltransferase activity; protein binding. The coding region runs from base 90 to 3878 and encodes 1262 amino acids.